GUUUGCUGUACACACUGUUCGUUUCAGAGAAAAUGCAGUGUUUACAUUACAGCCUAGUGAUAACGUCACUGGCCACUCCUCAGAUGGCUGCUAGAGGUGCUUCCUGAGGCAGUGCUGCACAGUGUGACUGACAUUCAGUAUCUCCACCCUCUGCAUGCAAACACUGAACUUUCCUCAUAGAGAUGCAUUGAUUCAAAGUGAGGAGAUGCUGAUUAACCCGACCAGUGUUUGACCCUGCCCCCAUCCUGUGAUCUCAGCCAAUUAUCAAUUCUGCUGAUGUCGGCAAGAGGUGGAUAGGAGGCAGGGCUGGAAAGGUACGUUUUUAACCCUUUCUUAGGGGCAAGCCACAUUAACUGUGUUUUUAACCUAAUUCCAUCAUGAAUAUAUGUUUGUGUUUCUGACCCUAUAGUGUUCCUUUAAACAGAAAAAAGGUGGCUUGAUAAUUAGUAUUUUUGUGAAGAAAUGUAUACUGUUUUAUUACUUGUAUCUUUAACACAGUGGAGAAAUGGGUCAGUGUGCCUUCCCCUAUAUUUUCAUUGUUCUCUCUCCUGUCCAUUCUUUAGGGAUUGAAAUGAAAAAGAUUAAGGAUUUUCAUACUCCAUCGAGUAACACAAUCAAUACUACUCUCUACUAUGUGCUGUCCUGUUCUCCAGCACCCAUGGUGGAUCCACAUCUAAACAAUGAAGAGCGGGAUAAGAUGGAAGCCACGCUGAAUUAUGCAGACCAUUGUUUUACUGGACAUGCUACCAUGCACGCAGAGAACUUGUGGCCUAGCCAUUUGAGCAGCAUUGCCCAACUGGUGCAGCUCUUUGACUUAUGGAAACUGACGUUACAGAAACGAGGGUGCAAAAGCCUUGUGUUAGCUGGUGCACAUGGACUCAUGCAAGGCAUGAUGCUGAGCUUCGGAGGCCUUCAGUUCACAGAAAACCACCUGCAGUUCCAGUCCGAUCCACACGUCCUUCACAACAGCUACUCUCUACGUGGAAUCCAUUAUAACAAAGACCUUAUCAACCUAGCUGUCAAACUGGAUCAGGAUGAGAAGCCUUAUCUCCACGUGUCUGUAAAGUUCCAAGAUAAGCUGGUGAAACUCUAUGCUUGUGAAGCUGGCUGUUUACAUGAGCCUGUGGAACUGACCUCCGAAAUCCGAGGACACACCUUCCCAGUACUGGUUACCCAGCCGCUCACACCUCUGCUGUAUAUCUCCACUGACUUGACGCAUUUGCAGGAUUUGCAACACACUCUUCACUUGAAAGAAAUCUUGGCCCAUGAAGAACACAUGGCCAAACAAUAUCCAGGGCUGCCCUUUUUGUUUUGGUUUAGCGUGGCCUCUCUGAUCACACUCUUCCACUUGUUUUUGUUUAAACUAAUCUACAAUGAGUACUGCGGCCCUGGUGCCAAGCCACUUUUCAGGAGUAAGGUAUAAUAACAUGCUAUAGUUUUUGGCUUUGCACUCCCUGUAACUGAUCGGUGCCAAUGAUGAAAUAGUGCACCAACCUUGUUUGGUGUGUGCAUGUGGUGGUGGGUUUUCAGUUUCCACAGAAUAUAAGCAUUGAGAAUGAUCUGAAUCUUGCUGCGGCUUUCCAUGUUCAGGAAUAAAGUUGGCAAGAUCUGUUUUUAAGACCUUUGAUCUCAAACACUUUUUAAAGGCCACUUUUUGAUGAGCUUGAGAAGCUGUUAAUGUGAACUGCUUAGUGUUUCUCUAGCUUUACCUCUACCUAAAGGGCUGUGCCUGGUGUACAUUGAGAAACAUCGUAGACAUUUAGUUCUGCAAGCAGCUGUUACCUGUUGUCAUUCCCUGAUGUAGAUAGACUAACAAAAAUGAAAUAUUCUUUUGCUGACGCUGCAGUAAUGAUUGGAGCUCCCCUCAAUAUGACACUUCUGGGGUAAAUCGUUAUAAUUGGAGCAAUCCUUUAGAAUGUUACAUUUGAUUCUCUGGUGAUUGAUCCAUUUGUAGCAGUUUUACACCAGCUGUGCUAUUUAUGACUAGACCUGGCUGGAAGAAGAAAACAAUCUGGAAUUUUAAAAAUGCUGUAUUCUGGGGAAAAUACAGCUGGUGUUUUAAACAUAUUUGUAUUUUUUUCUUAGCUUUUCUGAAAUGUCUUUCUGUCCUUUUUUAUGACCUAAUGUGUUUGGCCCAGCUGUUGACACUUAGAUUAGCAGUAAGUAAGCCAGGUAUAUCGGCAAUUUGAUUGGCGUAGGAUCGGGGGAGUAUACACAAAUAGACUUCAAUUCAGCGAGGCAAUGAUGGCCUUCGGAUGGUUGUGAUGUCAUUCUGUCACGUUUAUUGUUAAACACUUUAAAUAACAGCUCAGUAUAUUUCCACACGGUUUUCAUUAAAAUGAAAUUGGCGGUCGUUUUUCUGAAACUGGCUUUAUUCCCUGUUGUGUAUUUUUUUUUUCUCCCUCUCCCUCCCCCCCUUUAGGGGCAGGGGGGGUUAUUACAUCUCUCGAGACCUGUUUUAAUAUAGAUUGAGACACAGUAAGCUGUUUAUUUCCAGUCAACAUACUUUAUUGCGCUUCUCAAUGAAUAAUCAAAAAGUGAUGGUAAAUAUGUAAAUUAUAACAAAUGUAUGUGACUGGGAGAUGAAUGAACUGACUAAUAGUCUUCAUCUCUGCCUCUUGUCAACACCCCUAAACUAUUCCAGCAGUGGGAUAAUGCUGUUUACGUACAGACUUACUCUGCUUUUCUGUGGAAACUUUUGGUUUUUCAAAAACACCUUUUAAUCAAUCUCUAUCUUUCCUAGAAUGUAUCAUUGGUUAUGUCAGCAUGUUACUGCGCCCAGUUAAAAAUCAAUGCGUUUCUUAGCAUGAAGCCAUGUUGAGGUAUUUUCUGUUAAAGAGUAUUGAUUUGCUUUCUCACUAGGAAGAUAACGAGCUGCCCUCAAAUAAAACAAAAUACACCUUGUGAUAGGUGAGUAAGACAAAGUGAGGCCCAGGUAAGAAUUACAGGUAAACCCCUCUGCCUUCCUCUAGCGAAACCACCAACCAGUGUGUAAAGUAGAUGUUAUUUGUACACACACUCUAGUUUUUGGUUACUCUACUCUCAGAGAGCUACAUUCUUGCACAUUGUCUGAGCUGACAUUAUUUAUGCUGUUGGUUUAAGGAACAUGCUGAACACCAUAACUAUUACAGCUUGAAUGGUUUGACUUCGACUGCUCCAUCGUCUCCACUACCACAGAGCCAGAUGUUUCUAAGCAGGAGCUGCCGCUAGCUUUAGCGAUCAGCUCACUUUCUGUCAAUGUGGCGCUCAAAGCACUAUAACGUAUUGGUUUUGUUGCCAAAAGGCUAUUAACAAUGCACUCACCUCCCCUCACUUAUUGCCUUUCUUCAGCUGCUUAGGAGGUAACACCACAUUUACAUUACAGUUUUUGCAGCAUUGUCAUCAAAUUAGGCAGAUCACAUCUCUGAUGUUUGUGUGCACCGCCCAAUUUACACAAACUUGGGCUAAUUCAUAAGCAACACGAACUGGUUUUCUCAUACCUGUUAAACCGGGUAUCAUUCCCAGUGAUGAUUUUACAUGUUCUAUAUAAAGUUCUGUGCACAAUUAGUUACGUCGGUUUAUCUCACAGAAUCUGUGCUCUUCCCUACUGUAACACUCAGAGGGAUAGAACAUUAUGUUGUUCCUGUGAAAAUGAUUUAUUUAUAACCUUUUUACUUUCUUCAGUCUGUAAUUCUUUCUUUGAUUGAUGCAAUAUUUGCUUAUUUUUUUGAUAAUUUUUUUUAUAGUAAACUGUAACAAGUGCUUUUUAUAUUUACAUCGUAUCCAACUGCUGUGCUGGAGACCUGCAUUAGGAGUAAAAACCAUUGGUCUGUUUUUAGAUCACACUCCCAAUCUGUGGCUUGCAGAGAAUCAAGUGAAUUGUAGGGGGGAAACACGCUAGAUUGACCUGAUCUACAUACACUGUAAAUGGUUUUAACUGACAAGUGGGCAAGCAGUGUGUUUUUAAAGGGCAACUUUCACUUCUAUGGAAUUUACAACAUUGAGUAAAACCAUUAAAAUUGCCUGUGACUUGUGUUAAUGUGCUAACCUUUUAUUCAUGGGGUGCUUUUUUUUUUAUGUAAAUCAUAUAUUUACCAAAUUCUACUAUAAUCCAGUUCAGACAAGGCAAACAGGGCAAGAAAUGCAAUGAGCUGGAGAACUAAAAACAAUGUUUCAUUUAAUUUUACUGACUACCAGGUUCUUUGCACCGGGUCAGCUUCUGGCAAUAAUUGACAGGGAUCCAAGGUGGAAGCACCCAGUUUCAGUAUAGAGUUUAAAUACAGCAGUGUAGAUUACAGAUGACAAUAAAUUAUAUUAUCUAUAAAUUCACAAAUUUCCCACCGCAUUGAAUCUUAAAUAACAAAGCAUUUCAUUGAUUAAACAGGAGAAUGAGUGUCGGGCUGAGAAUUGAUAUAACCUGGUCUGAGACUUCAUCGUGAAUCCACUGCAGCUGGAUGUAUAUUAUUGCACUUGUCAUGGAGAUCUGCAGCCAGAGAUGGGAUAGUUCUUAGAAGUCAUUUGAGCAGUGCUGUGAUGAAUAGUAUAUUUUAUUAAAACUCUUCCUGCCGUUUAGCUCACAAUUUAAUACUUGUUUUGGUGUUUUUUUUUGAAGAUUUAAAAAAAAAAAAAAAAAUUUAAACUUCUUUUUCCGAUUUUAAUUUAUUUUGUGAAUAGCUGUAAAUAUUAUGGCAAUAAGAUUGUCCUCUAUAAUAAUAAUUUGAUUUGGGUUAUUUCCCCGCCUGUACCUGUAAACGCCAGGAAUCUUUAUCUGGUUCAUGUUCAUUUAUUUAGCUUGGCAGUGUUUGGUUUUGAUUUUUCCUGUAUUCUGUUGGGUAAAGAGUGAUUUGGUUAAGAUUAUUUCAUUUUUAUUAAUUAAAUCUGACCAUUUUAAAUCCUGUUCAUCCUUGUUGUUUUUCUUAAUUUUCUUUAAAUACACCUGGAAUACAAACACAUUAUGGUGGCAAUUUUAUAAUGUCAGAUUUCAUGUCUG
Messenger RNA from Pelobates cultripes (western spadefoot toad), 4969 nucleotides. The record is from the annotation of a GenBank genome assembly. Lineage: Eukaryota; Metazoa; Chordata; Amphibia; Anura; Pelobatidae.